Messenger RNA from Solanum stenotomum, 1446 nucleotides. Its product is annotated as F-box/LRR-repeat protein At3g48880-like. Gene Ontology annotation, molecular function: protein binding. The transcript has 4 exons. The record is from RefSeq and is a predicted model, not a curated record. NCBI's taxonomy places the organism in Eukaryota, Viridiplantae, Streptophyta, Magnoliopsida, Solanales, Solanaceae. The coding region runs from base 375 to 1328 and encodes 317 amino acids.
UCAAUUUCAUUCAGUGGUGGGAGGAAGCUAUUGUAGUCUCUUCCUCUUCAUCUUCUCCAAGUACAAGUAUGGCUGUAGAUCUAUGGAAAAUACUGAAAGAUUCAAUCACACCUCUCUCUGACAACAUAUUUUACUUUCUACUAUGUUGUCUCGGAGAUUUCUGGUUCACCUGAUCAUGGUCGCCACCACAGAUUUCGAGGAAGAGAUGCCACCCACAAUUCAGCUUGGAGAGAAAUCUGAAGAGGAAUUGAUGGGUUUGAUUCAAAGAAGAUGGCAAUUAAGGCUCAGAUCUAUCAUAUUUCUCAGAGCAGGAACUGAAGACAAGGUAAAUUGCUUGAACAUGCAAAGGAGUUUAGGAGAUUGAAGCUUUUUUAAUGCCGUUUCAAAAACAAGAAAAGAUUGAAGUUGUUGUGACGGAAGGAGGAGAUUCUCCUGUAAGGAGAUGGGAGGACCUUGAUAUCGAUAUAUUGUUGAAGAUAUUCCAGUCCGUUGACCUUUUCCAGUUGAUCUCUAUAAUUCCUCAAGUUUGUCGGUCAUGGCAAUUGGCUUGUUCUGACCAACUUCUCUGGAAAACGCUGGAUUUGUCAGUAAUGCAGUCAAAUUUUGUUAGAAUUACAAUACCACCGUAUGUAUAUGUCGACAGUCCAUCUCGUGAAAAAUUGACCCACCUCCUAAAGAUUUGUUUGAACCUUAGUCGUGGAAACAUACUGACAUUGAUCUUCCAUUUCAAUUUGUAUGUUGACAACAAUCAAUUGGCUUAUACUGCCAAGAGGUGUCCAGGGCUUAAACGCCUUGUUAUGCCUGCUUGGGAAAAACUAGAAAAGGCAACAAUAUGCAGUGCUUUUCGUAAAUGGAAAGAUCUUGAAUCACUGACGAUGCCUAGUUUAGAAGAACCUGCAUAUAUCAUCAAGAAAAUUGGAAGGAGUUGCAAAAAACUUUCUGAAUUGAAGAUUAUGGGUCCCUGUGAUAUGCUGUUGGCCUCUACACUGGUAUCAUUUCUUCCGAACUUGAAAGUGUUGAGUGUGAGGUGUACGGAGUUACCUAAACCUGCUUUGGUUAUUCUCUUAGAGGAAUUAAAACAGUUGAAAGUGCUCAACAUAUCGCAUUGCAUAAUUACUGAAUACCUUCCUCCACCCGCACCUAUGAAAAUUCUGACCGAGCUUGAUGAAUCCAUUCUCGAAAAAGCAUCUAGGUUAGACAAAUUCCUAACCUGCAUGAGUGACUCAUGCAUCAUGUGUCAGCGCACUCGGAAUAAUGAAGGGUUCAUGAAGUGGUAUAAGUAUGCAGACCUCUGGAAAGUGGAUGAAGUGAAGUCUCUUGCAAUUUGAAAACUUUAAGAAUGUUUUGCUUCAUUAGUUGAAGGUGCAGUAUGUGUAAACUUGUGUGUAUGAAACACAAUAAAACCUUGUAAUGCUAUUUCUGUGUUGUAAGUUUUCUCUUUGACAG